CGCUCCGGCCACCGAAUAGUGUAAGUACAAACAGUGGGCACUUUGACUGUCAAAACCAGCUUUAUUGUGCCAAUAAGCAGAAUUUACAUCGGGAAAAACUCAACUUUAGAGAUAUAGGAACACCAUGGCACUAUCUAAACGGGGCUGGUCAAAUGUUGAGGCUAUCAUGCCCAAGAUCAAAGGCGCCGUGACCGAGCGUAUGGCAAAGACAACCACGAACAUCGACCUUUCGACCGCAGAGAAUUGGUUGCUUCGACCGGAAUUAGUGGAGAUUUGUCGCAACGCCGUAAAACAAAACCUGGAUGAAAAACACUUCUCUUAUCCAAGGGGAUUCUCCGGAGAUCCCGACCUUCUGGAUGCUUACUGUGCUUUCUUCAACAAAUACUUCAAACCAUACAGGAUUGUAGAGCCGUCACAUCUGGCCACAGCUCCAGGUGCAAUGGCGGGUCUCGACACACUCCUGUACAACAUCUGCGAUCCCGGUGAUGGUGUGCUAAUACCUGGUCCAUAUUGGAAUGGAUUCGACUUUGGAGUAAGAGUGCGAUCAUCAGUAAAUCCGGUUCUUGCGAUCGUGCCGUCGAUUAUGGAUAAUUUCGAGGAAGGUCCGUUUCUUAAGGCUUUAGAGGAAGCGCUUUCAUCAGCGAAUUGUCCGGUCAAGGCCCUGAUGUUUACGAGCCCGCAUAACCCUUUGUCACUAUGCUAUACCAGGCCACUGGUGGAAGCAUGUGUUCGGUUCUGCGAGAAACAAGAUCUUCAUUUCAUCUGCGACGAGGUAUACGGAAUGUCGGUGUUCAAUUCUCCGGAUAUGACGAAUCCGCAGGGAUUCGAAUCAGUCCUCUCAUUGAAUCUCGAAGAGCUCGGCGUCAACCCCGCGCGAGUUCACGUCGUAUGGAGCAUGAGUAAGGACUUUGGGCAAAGCGGCUUCCGGAUGGGUGUCACAAUCACGCAGUCGAACCAGGAGAUGGCAGUUGCUGCCGCGCUAGCUGCGCAGAUGCAGGUCUCUACGCUUUCCGCCACCUUCGUCACUGCAUUACUUACAGCGCCUAACCUCGAUGAGCUUAUUCAACUAAAUAAGAAGCGAUUGGCAGAGGCCUAUACCAAGUUGACUAAAUUUUUCAAGGAGCAUGAUAUUCCAUACAUACCAUGCAACGCUGGGUUGUACGUCUUUGCAAAGAUAGCGCCAAAUGCAGAAACCUGGGAGGAUGAGAGCGCAGUCAUCGCAAAACUGAAGGAUGUGGGAGUGCAUGUCAGUCCAGGAAAAGCAUACCAUGGACCAGAGAAUGAGAAAGGUUGGGCCAGGAUAGGGUUCGCCGUGAAACCGCAAGACUUGGACGAGGCCAUAAGAAGGAUGGAGCCUGUUUUCAGUAGGCCCUGAAUGACCGCCUUCUUACAAGAUAAGGAAGUGGAGCUACAAUCCAGAUACGGGAAA
Westerdykella ornata is the source of this 1429-nucleotide messenger RNA. RefSeq names its product 1-aminocyclopropane-1-carboxylate synthase. Gene Ontology annotation, molecular function: transaminase activity; pyridoxal phosphate binding. The record is from RefSeq and is a predicted model, not a curated record. Bases 125 to 1375 code for a protein of 416 amino acids. Gene Ontology annotation, biological process: amino acid metabolic process; biosynthetic process. NCBI's taxonomy places the organism in Eukaryota, Fungi, Ascomycota, Dothideomycetes, Pleosporales, Sporormiaceae. The transcript is spliced from 2 exons.